This is a messenger RNA of Aspergillus puulaauensis, 1740 nucleotides long. Its product is annotated as putative acetamidase. The coding region runs from base 1 to 1740 and encodes 579 amino acids. NCBI's taxonomy places the organism in Eukaryota, Fungi, Ascomycota, Eurotiomycetes, Eurotiales, Aspergillaceae. The record is from RefSeq and is a predicted model, not a curated record. The transcript is spliced from 4 exons.
AUGAUUCCGCCAUUUGAUUAUUUUUCCUACCGCCGCGCUCGGAGCGUCAAGCAGCAAGAACGAGCUGCGCGAUUCGCUUCUUUGUCCCCUCACUACCAUGCCGCAUUUACACAAACAGACAGAACUCUCGUAAAUAAGCCAAUCGAAGAGCUGGUCCAGGAGGUCCAGGGCGGCUCUCUCUCCGCAACCGAUGUCCUUAAGACGUAUGGCAAGAUUGCCGUGAAAGCACAAGAGAAGACAAACUGUGUCACAGAACUUUUGCUCCCAGAGGCCGAGGCCUGGGCCCAGAACGAGGCAAACCUCAAGGGCCCAUUAGCCGGCGUACCAAUCUCAUUGAAGGACUCGAUCCAGGUUAAAGGUUUUGACACCACGCUAGGCUACUCCCGUUUGGCAGGGAAACCAUAUGCGGAUGACGGGCCGCUUGUGAAACUUUUGAAGGAUGCAGGUGCGGUACCUUAUGCGAAGACCGCCCUUCCUGUCACGCUUCUGUCCUUCGAGUCAGCCAACCCUGUCUGGGGAACUUGCCUUAACCCUCACGUCCCACAGUACUCCCCUGGGGGUUCAACAGGCGGAGAAGGUGCCUUGCUCGCCCUCGGUGGUCGGAUUGGCAUUGGUUCGGAUGUCGCAGGCUCUGUACGUGUUCCUGCUGCUUGGAGUGGAAUUUACUCCCUCCGUUGCAGCACUGGUCGAUGGCCGAAGAAUGGCGUCAAUACCAGUAUGGCGGGCCAGGAAGGAGUAGCAAGUGUUUUUAGCCCUAUGGCCCGCACACUAAAUGAUCUAACGUACUUUUCGCGAUCUAUCAUUAAUAUGAAGCCGUGGAAAUAUGAUUACACGGUCCAUCCUAUCGCCUGGCGAGGUGAAGAGGAGAGUGACGCAAAGAGUAAAAGGUUGAGGGUUGGGCUGAUGGCAUAUGAUGGCGUUAUACCCGCAACACCGGCUAUCCAGCGCGCCGUCGCGACCACCGCUGCAGCACUCUCCGCUGCAGGUCACGAAGUCGUGGAGAUCACCCCUCCAUCAACCGCAGAUCCUUUUACUGGCCUCCACCUUGCUUCCCAACUGCUGAAUGCGGACGGCUGUGAGACCUUCAACUCGCACUUUUACAGUUUUGAGCCCUCCGAUCCUGGCGCCGCCCAGCUCUCAUUGAUCGCCAACCUGCCUCGUCCUUUGCGAUACCUCUACUAUCUGUAUGUGCGGUAUAUCCGACGUGACGAAAAAUGGGCGGCAUUGAUCCGAACCUUGGGCCCCAAGAGUGCAGCCCACCAAUGGAAGCUUGUCGCCCGGCGUGAGGCUUUCCGCUCAACCUGGCACGCAUGGUGGGACGAGGAGUCACAGCAGUACGACUUCAUUCUGUGUCCAGUGAAUGCAACGCCGGCGCUCCCACAUCGGGCGAUGAAAGACGCCGUCUCAUCCUGCGGGUACACUUUCCUCUGGAAUCUGCUUGACUAUAGUGCUGGCGUGCUGCCGGUGUCGCAUGUCGAUCCCAAGAAGGACGCUCUUGCGGCUCCAUACAAGACGGUGUUGAAACAGCUGGGUGCCAACCACGCCCUCUCACGGGGUGCGUGGAAGCACUAUGAUGCGAGCAAGAUGGCGGGGCUCCCGACAGCAGUGCAAGUCGUUGGCAGGAGAUGGGAGGAAGAGAAGGUUCUUGGAUACAUGGCGGCGGUAGAGGGCGCGCUGGAACAGUUCCACGACCCGAUUACCGGUGAAGGAGGCAAGUAUCCGCUGAUCGAGCUUGAUUGA